UGAAUGGAGAUCGUGCCUCUGGACGCUAGACCCGGGCGAUGCGUGAGCGGGGGCCGAGACAGCGGAAGCAUUGGUUGGGGCGGCGUCGGCGGCCUCAAACGCGGCGCUUUGAUGUUCAGACGGUCUGUCGCCAGCCUCGCUGACUGCUGGGCGUGCCUCCUCGACAAUUUUAUUGGAGGUACUAUAUUCGGGGACAUCUUGCUUGGGAUGGGCGUAUACAGGCCCAUCAUCGUGCAGACCGUCAGCUUCAGGCUCGCUCUGUAUGGGCUUUGGUUCGUCGUCGUCCUGGGUGCUGUCGCGUUCAGGCUCUGGCUCGGCGUUUGGAAUCACUGCAGGUUGUGGUUGGUUGAUUCCAGCCUCGUUGUGGUUAUGCUUGGCUUCGACUUGAGGGCCGCUGUGAGCGUCAGGCGCAUCGGAGGCAUUGUUGUGUGUGCCAGGAUGGUCUUCUUUCGCGAGUGUCUGAGCUGUCGCUGUCGUUGCUGCCUUGGAUGCAGACUCGGCCUGGAUGACGGGCGGAGCGGAAGGGCCGUCGUGUUUCGGGACCUCACUGGAUUCCUCCAUUUCUGAAGCGUAGAGCUCGACCGGAGAGGAUUGUAGCAAGCGAGAGAUGCAGAGCGGAAAGGCGCCGAGGACUCUUCCGCCUGCCAGGAAGGACGGUGACGAGGCGGGAAGCUUCUGCCGAGCACCCAGCUGCUGAUUGGUGAUGCGGCUCGCACUUGUGGGAACUCGGCUGUUUGCAACAGGCGAUCCAAUACAGCCAAUCCAACAAAAAGCGUGACACCCUUGAUUUUGACCAUUGAUCAAAUGUUUUGUUACCCAAUGUUAUCGUGCGCUGGCCAUGGCCAUUCCGUGAUGCGGUG
Polychytrium aggregatum is the source of this 860-nucleotide messenger RNA. RefSeq lists its product as uncharacterized. The record is from RefSeq and is a predicted model, not a curated record. The coding region runs from base 4 to 567 and encodes 187 amino acids. NCBI's taxonomy places the organism in Eukaryota, Fungi, Chytridiomycota, Chytridiomycetes, Polychytriales. The transcript has a single exon.